ACUGUCAACCAGACAGUGACAGGAUUUCUUAACCUAACUUUUUGCUCAAAGAAAAGUUAAGACCGCAUAUAGUUAUCGAAAUUGAAUUGUAAUUAUUAUAACUUUCCAAUAAUGUCUUUGUUUGUUAAUUUAACGAUGAGGAAUUCUUUACGAUACAUUAACAGUUUUAACAUAGCUCGGAAUGCUAUUCACACGAGUAAAGUACAGUGCCUUUAUGCACCAUCAGCCAUCGGUGUAGACGCUUACCUACAGACACGCAAAAGGGUAAAAGAGCAGUUUGUAAGCUAUUCUGAAAAGUUUAGAAACAAAAUGAAUGAGUUUGUCGGUGAUGAAAAGAACAUGAUAUUCACAGAGGACCUGAAGAAUAUGGUUCAUUUAGCCGAGCCCGCCGACUUACAGCUGGUGCUGGAUAUGAUCAAGAAAUUCAACUCUCAAAAUACAGAGUUCAGAUUUGGAUCAUUUGUAUUUGGGCCGGUGGUGAUGAGGAUGUUCCACUUCCUCGAUGCGCCAAAUGAAGCCCUGCAGUGUUUCUUUGACCCAGCCAACAAUGGUUUCUUUGACCAGUUGAUUUCUUUCCAAAUCUUGUUGGACUUGUUAUACAAUCAUGAGAUGUACGAGGAAAUGUACAAAGUGUUUGAGAAGGUGCAAGAGAAACAGAUCAACAUGACAAAGUUCCCCAAAUACCCUGUGGUGCUCGUCUUUGCUGCAUGUUACAAGCAAAACACACCACAGAGUUUUGCGUAUGCAUCUAAACUGUGGACCGAGAUGAGCAGCACCGGCACGUCGCCUCUGAGGAGAGCUGCUGGAUUCUUCGCAGCUUUGGCAAUGAAACAAGGGGCUCCCCAUGUGGCGCUAGAAGCGAUAUCGUCGCAGAAACAGCACUAUGUCACAAUAAGAAACAUAAAGGCGAUGGGCCUGGCGGCGACGGGGCGCAUCGACGACGCGUUCCCCGUGCUGCGCGCAGUGCUCGACGUCGACAACCCCGCGCAGAAGGACAAACACACCUUUUUUGAGGACACCAUUGAGACAGUGCGGAAAGCAGUGGACAAGUCCACCGACAAAGAUUUGCACCAAGAGUUCAGCAACAUUGAGCGGGCGUUGCGGGAUAGAAACCUCAUUGACAACAGUCAGUCGCUGGACACAUUACUCAACAACGAGAUCCGAGGGGAGCGGAAGAGCCAGGACCAGCGAUUCCAAGCGAAGCGACCCUUCACCAGGCAGCGAACCGUCGCCAGGCCCUUCUAGAAUAGAGCCGUGGUGCCGCCAACUUACAUGACCUACACAGUAUUUUGAACUUACCUUCUAUACUCGUCAGCUGUCUAUGGGUCGGUUAAGUUGGUGGCACCGCAUGUCGGUAUAUUUUGUAAAUGAACUAACAGUAGAUUAUCUAGAUUUCGAAGAGAGUGGGUGGGAAUUUAACUUAAGUUAGACAGAGUCAUUUUACCAUUGUACAUUGUGUCGAAUCGAUUUAGUGCAAGAUAAAGCUUUGGCAGUUUACAC
This is a messenger RNA of Plutella xylostella (diamondback moth), 1500 nucleotides long. RefSeq names its product pentatricopeptide repeat-containing protein 2, mitochondrial. The record is from RefSeq and is a predicted model, not a curated record. Gene Ontology annotation, biological process: mitochondrion organization; multicellular organism development; regulation of mRNA processing. Gene Ontology annotation, cellular component: mitochondrion. Gene Ontology annotation, molecular function: RNA binding. NCBI's taxonomy places the organism in Eukaryota, Metazoa, Arthropoda, Insecta, Lepidoptera, Plutellidae.